AUAACAUGGCGACAAAAUUUUACAUUGUUUUAAGAGUAAAUUCUCUUCACGCAUAGCAAGAACAGCACGUUUUUCGUGUCUCAGUUCUCCAUAGGAUGGAAGCGGCUAAGUUUACAAGUAAAAAGAUUUCGUGUGAUGUUGUAAACGACAAUUUAACAAACAUUGAUAGUGAAGAGCUUCAUCCAACGCGUUUGUUGAGCAAUUUGCAAAACGUGUGUCGUGAUCAUUUAAUGAAAAUAGAAAUUGCCGAUGAAGAACGUGGAGAAACAUAUAGAAAUCAGCUGCAAUCUUUGCAAGGCUAUGUUCAUGAUUUGAGCUCCAAAAACGAAAUGCUUCUCGAGACUGUGCAAGAACUUGAACGUGAGGCUAGUCAUAGAGUUGCAUUGGUUGAAGGAAAUCUUCAAAAAACUACAGAGGAACUUAAAGAGUUGCAUUUGGCAAAUGAAACGUUGAGAAAUCAGACCAUGAAAAUUGAAAAUGAACUCAAGAAUGAAAAAGACAAUUAUGAAUACAUGAAUCAUGAGGCAAAUGAAGUUCGUCAACAAAAUGAUGAUUUGGAACAUGAUGUUGAAAUACUAGUUAAUCUUGUGGGGGAUCUCAUGGCUGGCAGUAAAAUCAAGAUUGAUGAUCUUGGAUUAAAAGUUGUUCCUACUCAAAAACUGUUUGAUAUUCAAACCAAAGCUAUUAAAGACAUAGAUAUGCAAGAGGAACAAUUUAAUAAAAGAAUUUCUCAGCUCCAAGAGACUAUUUCAUCUCGUGAUAAAGUUAUUGUUGACCUUAAGAACACCAUAUUGGGUUAUGUAGAGAAACACCAAAAUAAACUUGACAACAUGUCAUUGAAGGAAAAAAGAACUGACUCGCCGAAAAACAAUCCAAAAUCAUUUGAGAAAUUGUCUGAGGAAACUAGUGGAAUACAGACAAGUAAAGAUGUCAUGAUUCGUCAGCUUCGCACGGAUUUAGAACUUAGUGAAAAACGAAGAAAGGAAAUUACGUCAAACUUGGAGGAAUCUGAGAACUUUAUUGCUCGGUUACAAAGCGAGAUGGGUCGUUUGGAAAAUGAACAUUACAUUUCAAGUUCAGAUGUCAACAGUAAAGCUCUGGCUAUAAAAACAUGGGAGAGUCGAUACAGAGAAAGUAAACUGGAGGUGGCUCGACAGAAUGAAAAAGUUAAUGAACUGCAGAAUAAAUUGAGACAGAAAGAUCAUGAAAUAGAAAGUAUCACAACUAAGACGGAAAAUGAUUUCGUCAUGAAGAUUAAAUUGCUAAAAGAAGAACUAGAAAAUGUCAAACAGAAAAACGUAAAGAUGAGGAAGAACUUAGCAAAUGUAAAAAAUUAAUUAAAGAAUUACAAGAUGAAGGAACUACAGAACAAUCUGAGUUAAAUGUGAAAUUAAAAAAGUCGGAGAGUUUAGUUGAGCAAUUACGUAAAGAUUUGAAAAAUCUUAGAGAGAAAUUCGCUUAUGUAAAAUCAGAAAA
Molecule: messenger RNA, 1476 nt
Organism: Xenia sp. Carnegie-2017
Lineage: Eukaryota; Metazoa; Cnidaria; Anthozoa; Malacalcyonacea; Xeniidae
Product: COP1-interactive protein 1-like
Exons: 8
Coding region: 96-1337 (413 amino acids)
Source: RefSeq, a predicted model, not a curated record